This is a messenger RNA of Emiliania huxleyi CCMP1516, 1343 nucleotides long. RefSeq lists its product as hypothetical. NCBI's taxonomy places the organism in Eukaryota, Haptophyta, Isochrysidales, Noelaerhabdaceae. The transcript is spliced from 6 exons. Gene Ontology annotation, cellular component: nucleus. The coding region runs from base 1 to 1065 and encodes 354 amino acids. Gene Ontology annotation, molecular function: histone binding. The record is from RefSeq and is a predicted model, not a curated record.
AUGCUUGCGGCCGCGGGUGCGGUCUGCCACGGGCUCGUCGACAUUGAGCUCGAGGUGGUCCACGCGAGCCGCGAGGUCCUUGAUGCGCUUGUCGAGCUUCGCGUAGUCUUGCUCAGCGCGGGCCUCGAGGGCUUAUGCUCUGGCGAGACAGGGAAGUUUGCCGUCUCGCGCAGCGCCUCGCACGCCGCCAUCCUCGGCGGGCUGCCGUCCGGGCCGCGGAGGAAGCGCAUCCUCUGCGUACGGCUGGGGUGGGGCGGAGGAGGAGAGGCGGUGAUGGAGGUGGAGAAGCGGGUGGCAGCCGCCAUGAGCCUCGAGGCCACCAUCGCGCAAAAGACGGCUGGCACAGACGCGAGCGAGGUGCUGGAGCUGGUGCUGGAUGGUGUCAAAGCGAGCAAAGUGACGGGCCUGAACCAAUUCACCAAGCUCAAGGUGCUGCAGCUGAAUGGGUGCGGGCUCACCUCGCUCGAGGAGUUCCCCACCCUACCCAACCUGCAGCGGCUCGAGCUGGCAGACAACGCGCUCUCGGACGGGCUCGACCACCUGCAGGACGCGGCGCUCAUGCAUCUGAAGGUGCUCGUCCUGGCGGGAAACAAGUUUUCGUCGCUCCAGGGCCUCGAAUCUCUGGCGUCGCUCCCCAGCCUGCGCGAGCUCGACAUGGAGGGCUGCGCCGUCGCGGAGGAGGACGCCUACCGCGAGACAGUCUUUGAGAUGCUGCCGCAGAUCAAGUACCUGGACGGCGUCGACGGGGACGGCGAGGAGAAGGACGAGGAGGAGGAGGACGAGGAGGAGGAGGACGACGACGACGACGAGGAGGCGGACGAGGACGUCGACUCGCUGCUCGAUGAGGAGGGCUCCGAGCUCGGCGGCGACUCUGAGCUCGGCGAGGAGGGGGCGGACGAGAGCGACCUGGGCGAGGGCGAGUCGGAGCUGGGCGAGGAGGAGGGCGAGGAGGGCGAGUCGGAGCUCGGAGACGAGGAGGGCGAGGAGGGCGUGUCAGAGGCGGACGGCGAGGAGGACGGCGGUUCCGACGCGGGCGAGGGCUCCGCCAAGCGCCAGAGGAGAUAGCGACUUUUCCGGCGGCGUCGCGGCGCGCGCGCGCCGAGUCCGACUCGGCGCCUGGCGCCGCGCCUUUUAGGCUCAGAAGCGGGCACGCGGGUCCGGGCGGAGGCCUCUCUGUAUUUGCAUCAGGCGUUGGCCGCGGUGAGGCUCUUGCCCUAGCUUGGCGUAGGAUGGUGCCGGCGCCUGCCUAGCGAGCCUGCCGCACACACCGUAACACGUCGGCCCGCUGCCACCGUGCGUGUGAGUACACAUGUACGUACACAUGGGCGGCGGACAACCGUCAA